This is a messenger RNA of Periophthalmus magnuspinnatus, 8239 nucleotides long. RefSeq names its product collagen, type VI, alpha 4a (gene col6a4a). The transcript is spliced from 46 exons. Bases 186 to 8054 code for a protein of 2622 amino acids. The record is from RefSeq and is a predicted model, not a curated record. Gene Ontology annotation, molecular function: serine-type endopeptidase inhibitor activity. Lineage: Eukaryota; Metazoa; Chordata; Actinopteri; Gobiiformes; Gobiidae.
CACAGGAGGCCGUGGCAGACCUGGUAUUUUUGGUGGACGGCUCGUGGAGCAUCGGGACUCAGAACUUUGAGCAGAUCCGUCGGUUCCUGUCAUCUCUGGUGAGCAGCUUUGACGUGGGAGUGGGACGAGUGCGUGUGGGGCUAGUACAGUACAGCAACACGCCUCGCACAGAGUUCUACCUGAACAUGCACCAGAGCCAAGCCCAGGUGCUGAACGCCAUCCGCCGCUUGCCGUACAUGGGCGGGGGCACGCACACGGGGCUGGGGUUGGACUUUCUCCUGAGAAACGCCUUCACAGCGGCGGCUGGAAGCAGAGCCAAUCAGAACGUUCCUCAGAUCGGAGUGGUCAUUACAGAUGGGAAGUCUCAGGACGAUGUGGUGCAAGAGGCGAGGCGGCUGAAGGAGCGUGGGAUCAUGCUUUAUGCCAUCGGAAUCAAAGACGCGGACGAGGAGCAGCUCAAAGACAUCGCCCAAGACAAUGUGUACAGCGUGUCUGACUUCAACGCGCUCCAAGAGAUCUCCAUGAAUAUCAUCCAGACUCUGUGCACCACUGUGGAGGAAGCCAAGAGCCAGAUCACCCAGCUAUCUAAAGAAUGUGCCAAAGCCACUGUGGCCGACAUCGUGUUCCUGAUCGAUGGAUCGUCCAGUAUUGGGCUGAGCAAUUUCGAGGAGAUGAGAACGUUCCUCAAGAGAGUGGUUUCAGGGCUGGACAUCGCAGAAGACAAGGUACGUGUAGGCCUGGCACAGUACAGUGACGAGCCAUACCAAGAGUUCCUCCUCAAAGAUCACACAGACAAGAAGAGCAUCCUGGAGCAGCUGGACACAUUCCCAUACAGAACUGGAGGAACCGAGACCGGGAAGGCUCUGAACUUUCUCCGGACACAGUACUUCAAAACAGAGGCCGGGAGCAGGAUGGACCAGAGAGUCCCUCAGAUUGCAGUGGUCAUUACAGACGGGGACUCCAUAGACCAUGUCCUGGGUCCUGCUCAAGAACUCAAACAGCUGGGAGUCCUGGUCUUCACCAUCGGAGUGGGUCAAGCUAAUGUUGACCAGCUCAAAGAGAUCUCAUCCAGACCCUUCCAGAGGUUUAUGCUAAAGAUUGACUCCUACCAGGCUCUGCAAAGGCUCACAGAGGAACUACUGCAAACUGUGUGUGUGUCCAUGGAGGACAUCAGAGUGGCUCUGGCAGAGAAGUUCGCAGACAUCUUUUUCCUGGUGGACAGUGGUCUUACCCAGCAGGAGUUCCAGCAGGUCAGGGCCUUCUUGAACCGCAUGGUGAGCCAACUGAAUGUGGGGGCAGAUGCCUACAGGAUCGGCCUGGCUCAGUACGGAGCCUCGGUGAAGGUGGAAUUCCUCCUGAACACUCAUGAGACCAAAGAGCAGACGAUAGCUGACAUGCGACGCUUCCGACUCCGCAAACAGCCCAAUGAGCCACGUAACCUAGGCUCUGCCCUCAAAAACGCUAACGCCACCUUCUUCUCGUCGGAGGCGGGCGGUCGAGCAGAGCUGGGGUUCAGACAGUACCUGGUGGUGCUGAGCGGGAAGGCAUCUGACGACCCGGUAUUCAAAGCCUCACGUCUCAUUAAGUCCACGGGCAUCAUUGUGGUGGGGCUCAGCUUGGGGGCGCCUGAGAGCGAGAUGAAGGUGGUCUCCUCAGCGCCGUACGUCUACAUGUUUGUGCCCAACAUAGCGCCAACGCUCAAGGCCGUGUUCGAGACCCAGGAGGUGGACUCGGCCGUCACCGGAGACUGCCGCUCGGCUCGUCUGGCUGACAUCGUCUUCAUUGUGGACGAGUCCGGGAGUAUCAGGACCCAAAACUUCCAGCUUGUGAGAACGUUCCUGCAUUCCAUAGUGAGCGGGUUGGAAGUCAGUCCGAACCGCGUGCGAGUGGGCGUGGUCACGUAUAACGACCACCCAGCAGCACAGGUGUACCUCGACAGCUUCAACAACAAAACCGAGCUCCUGAACUUCCUCAAAAUCUUGCCAUAUCAUGGAGGAGGAACCAACACUGGAAAAGCCCUGAACUACACCCGACAGAACGUGUUCACCGCAGCCAGGGGCAGCCGCCAGGGCAAGGGCGUCCAGCAGGUGGCAGUGAUCAUCACCGAUGGAAAGUCUCAGGAUGACGUGGUGGCUGCAGGGGCACAGCUGCGCAGAGCCGGGGUCACAGUCUAUGCUCUCGGGGUAAAGGACGCCAACAAAGUUGAGCUGGAAAAGAUGGCAUCCUAUCCCACCAACAAACACACGUUCAUUGUGAACAGCUUCACCAAACUCAAGUCUGUGGAGCAGGUUCUACAAAAGACUUUGUGCCACAACAUCUUCAGAGACGCCAUCACAGUGUCCACCAGGAGAACAGGCAUCAAAGAAGGCUGUGUGCAGACGGACGAGGCAGACAUCUUUUUCCUGAUUGAUCACUCUGGGAGUAUCUACCCCUCGGACUUCCAGGACAUGAAGAAGUUCAUCAUCGAGUUCCUCCACACCUUCAGGAUUGGUCCGGACCAUGUGAGAAUGGGCGUGGCCAAGUACGCAGACGACCCCGAGCUGGAGUUUGACCUCUCCGCAUUUACAGAUGCGCGGACUAUGGAGCGCGCUGUGGAGGGCAUCCAGCAGAGAGGGGGUGGUACUGAGACCGGCAAAGCUCUGAGUUUCAUGGGCCCCUUGUUCAAGAAUGCAGAGGCCACCAGGGGGCAGAAGGUUUCAGAGUACCUGGUGGUGAUCACAGAUGGGGAGUCGUCGGAUGAGGUGAAAGCUUCAGCUGAGGCACUCCGAGCUCAGGGCGUAACCAUCUACGCCAUUGGGGUGAAGAACGCCGUUGUGGGGGAGCUUUUGGAGAUCUCAGGAGACCCCAAAAAGAUGUUCUUCGUCCACAACUUUGAUUCCCUCAAGCCCAUCAAGGAUGACAUCAUCACAGACAUCUGCUCCACAGAGGUGUGUAAAGACGCAGCUGGGGACCUGCUGUUCCUGGUGGACAGUUCUGGGAGCAUUUUUCCAGAGGACUAUGAGAAGAUGAAGAACUUCAUGAAGGCAGUGAUGGGGAAGUCCUCCAUAGGUCCAGACUUAGUCCACUUCGGUGUCCUUCAGUUCAGCACAGUGCAGAAGCCGGAGUUCCCCCUGAACCAGUUCUUCUCCAAAGAGCAGCUGGUGCAGGCAGUGGACGGCAUAACGCAGCUUGGGGGCGGGACUCACACGGGUGCUGCCAUUGCAUAUGCACAGCAGUACUUUGACGCCGCCAGAGGGGGGCGCCCUGCACUCACACAGAGGCUCGUGGUCAUUACUGAUGGAGAGGCACAGGACGAGGUCAAAGGUCCCGCACAGAGGCUGAGGGACAGUGGAGUGGUGAUCUACGCGAUUGGUGUGGUCGGUGCUAAUACCACUCAGCUCGAAGAGAUCAGCGGCACUCCUGACAGGGUCUAUGCCGAGAAGGACUACGAUGCCCUCAAAGAUCUGGAAAACCAGCUCUCUCUCGAGAUCUGCAACCCCGAGCGAGAGUGUAAGAAGACAGAGAAAGCAGACAUCAUCUUCCUAGUAGACGGCUCCACCAGCAUUAGCCAGGAGAAGUUCUGGAGCAUGCAGAAGUUCAUGUCUGCGAUGGUGAACCAGACCACGGUGGGCUCCAACCUCACACGCUUCGGAGUCAUCCUCUACUCCAAUGACCCCAGGUCCAUCUUCACUCUAAACCAAUACUCAUCCAAACGAGAAAUUCUCCAGGCCAUUGGUAACCUCACAAGCCCCACCGGAGAUACCUACACUGGCAAAGCUCUCGCCUACUCCCUCCAGUAUUUUGGAGCAGAGCACGGAGGAAGAGCAGCACAGAGGAUUCCACAGAUGCUCAUGGUGAUCACAGACGGGGAUGCCACUGACAGGUACAGCCUUGUGGUGCCCUCUAAAGCCUUGGCGAAGAAUGGAGUGGCAGUCUUCAGCAUCGGGGUGGAGGGAGCAAACCGCACGCAGCUGGAGAUCAUGACUGAGAACAAGACCUCACGAGUCUUCUACGUUGAUAACUUUGACGCUCUGGAGACCCUCUACAAGAACAUCAGUGAUGUCAUCUGUACUGAAAUCAAACCAGAGUGUGAGAAGCAGCAGGCAGACCUGGUCUUCCUCCUGGACCAGUCUGGUUCCAUUGUUCAAAAGGACUACAAGAUCAUGAAGAACUUCACGGUGGAGCUGGUGCAGCGCUUCAACAUUUCCCAAGAUAAGGUCCGAGUGGGAUUGGCACAGUUCAGCAGCACCUUUCAACACCAACUCUACCUCAACGACCUGGACUCAGAGAAGGAGGUGGUAAAGCAUAUCCUCAACCUGGUGCAGCUGGGGGGUGGGACCAACAUCGGCCACGCACUGAACUCGUUGCAGGAGUACUUCACGGCCAAGCGGGGCAGUAGGCGUGACCAGGAGAUCUCUCAGAACCUGGUGUUGAUCACAGACGGAGACAGCCAGGACGCAGUGGAGGAUGCAGCCGCUCGUCUGCGCACAAUGGGUGUGGAGAUCUUUGUCAUCGGCGUUGGACACGUGCACAAGUUGGAGCUGCUGCAGAUUACAAAGAAUCCUGAACGUCUCUUUACCGUCAACGACUUUGGGAGUCUGGAGACUAUCAAGACUAAGGUUGUGGACACCAUCUGCAAGUCCCGCACACCCAGUGACGAAUCAGGCUGCAGUAUAGACAUCGCUCUGGGCUUUGACGUGUCUCAUCGUGGCGGUUUUGUUCCAGGCACUCCCCUCGUUUCUGGACAGGUCAAACUUCAGUCCUUCCUCCCUGAGAUAGCUCGCUAUCUCUCCUCUGUCCCCAAACUGUGCUGCACUACAGGGACGGUCAAACCAAACUUGGCGUUCCGUGUGCUGGACACGAGCAAUCAGCUGAUCUUCGACACGAACUUUGAACCCUACAAUGCAGGCGUGGUCACCAAGCUCCUCGCCCUCCGCCCUGUCCAGCCCUCCCUUUUUAACUCCGCUCUCUUGGAAUCGUUUAGGGAGAUGUUCAAGGUCAAGUCCAAAGCUGGGGUCAAAGUACUUGUGGUGUUCUCCGACGGACUGGACGAAGACAUGAGGAAGCUCGAAGCACAGUCUGAACAACUGCUCAAGUCUGGUGUCAGUGCUCUCCUAGUGGUGGCGCUGGAGGGAGCUCGAGACCAGGAGCAGAUGCAGAUGUUGGAGUUCGGUCGAGGGUUUACAUACAGACUUCCUCUGAACAUUGGGAUGCACAGUGUGGCCUCCACCGUGCUCAAGCAGAUCGACGCUGUGUCAGACAGAGAGUGCUGUAAAGUCUCCUGUAAAUGCUCUGGACAUGAAGGAGAGAGGGGCCUCCCAGGCCCACCGGGGUUAAAGGGAGGAGCGGGGCAGAAGGGAUACCCAGGAUUCCCAGGAGAUGAAGGCGUUGCCGGCGAUCGCGGGCAGCCUGGACCCAGUGGACCUCCGGGAGUAGAGGGAUGUCCCGGACUGAGGGGACAGAAGGGUUACAGAGGCCUCCGAGGAAACAGGGGAGAAGAUGGAGAGGAUGGGCUCAACGGGGUCAACGGAGAACAGGGCGUGUCAGGGAAAGAGGGAGCUAAAGGAGCCCCAGGACGACCUGGAGAUGCUGGAAUCCCUGGACUGAGAGGAGAGGCGGGAUUCAAGGGUCAGAGAGGGCUGCGUGGAGACCCCGGAGCACCAGGAGCUGAUAACACAACUCCAGGACCCAAAGGAGACCCUGGAAACCCAGGAUUACCGGGAGCCCCCGGAGGAGACGGACGAUCCGGAGAGAGCGGGACAGUGGGAAACCCGGGUGCUGACGGCAGGCGAGGACCUCCUGGAGAAAAGGGAGCAACCGGAGCUCCAGGAGACGCUGGACCCACAGGGACACCUGGAGCCUCAGGACCCCAGGGCGUCAGAGGAGUGAGGGGUCAGCCAGGUCUCCGAGGACCCCAGGGUCUGCCCGGAGCUCAGGGAGGACCAGGAGCAGCUGGAGGUCCAGGUCUGAGUGGGAGACGAGGCGCCAACGGACAAAAGGGACAGCCCGGAGAGCCUGGAGAGCAGGGAGUCCCCGGAACCCAGGGCGCCCGAGGACCCCCGGGUGUGGACGGCAGAGACGGGUAUGGACCCCCGGGACCCCGCGGAGCAAAGGGAGACACAGGCUUCCCUGGACACCCAGGGCUAAUGGGAGAAGAUGGUCUCCAGGGUCCCAAAGGGUUUCCUGGACGCAAAGGCAACCGUGGACGAGGGGGAGACUCGGGGCCUCCGGGUGGAGCUGGAAGUCCAGGAGAGCCGGGAUUCCCUGGACAUAAGGGACCUCCAGGUCCAGCUGGACAAAGGAUGAACGAGUGUGAGCUGGUCCAGUACAUCCAACAGAACUGUGCCUGCUCCCUCGAUCAGGUGGAGUGCCCGGUGGUGCCCACAGAGCUGGUGGUGGGCCUGGACAUGUCUGAGGAUGUAUCUCCGGUGGCAUUUGAAAGACAGCGCUCGUUGGUUUUGUCCCUUCUGUCCUCUCUCUCCAUCAGUGAGUCGGACUGUCCCCGUGGUGCCAGAGUCUCCGUGGUCGGUUUUGGCUCCAGGACCAAGUACCUGGUCCGGUUCUCUGACUAUAAAAGGAAAGGCCAGCUCCUAGAUGCCGUGAAGAACAUCGCCCUUGAGAGGACGUCCAGCAAAAGACAGCUCGGAGCGGCUAUGAGGUUUGUGGGCCAUAACGUGUUUAAGCGAGUCCGCUCUGGCGCCAUGGUGCGAAAGGUGGCAUUGUUCCUGUCGAACGGAGCGACGCAGGACAUGAGUGAGCUGGUUACCGCGGUGAUGGAGCUGCGUGCGCUUGCCAUCGCCCCCGUCAUUCUGUCGCUAAAGCCCGCUCCCGAGGUCGAAAAGGCACUGCAGGUGGACGACACUGGGAUCUCCAUGUUCUCGGUUUUUGGUCGCAAUGAAGAAGAAGCUCUGAAGAGGAUAAAGAACUGUGCUCUGUGCUAUGACCCGUGCAGUCCAUCUGAGGCCUGCUUCUUCUCCCAGAACCGGCCCGUGGCUGUGGACCUGGACUUGGCCCUCGUUCUGGACGGGUCUCGGGAGGUCCCUCAGGAUGAAUUCAGGGGGUUCCAAGAGCUUCUGGGUUCUGUGGUGUCUCAAGUGCAGCUCAGUCCGACCCCCCAGAGACCGGGUCCGGGACAGGUACGGGUUGGCCUGGUCCAGAUGAGUGGAGCCAUCCCCACACUGGAGUUUGGACUGGACCAGUACCAGAACCAGGACCAGAUUCAGACCCACCUGCUCCAAAAGGUCCAACAGCAGAAAGGCUCCUCCAGCCUGGGCCAAGCACUGGAGUACACCCUGAAGAAGGUGCUGUUGAAGACUGGCUCUCCGCGCAGACAGAGGGCACUACUCUUUGUGUUGGGGACGUCGUCGGGGUCUUUGAAGGACCGGGCGCGCCUGGACUUUGUUUCCCAACAGGCCUUGUGUGAGGGUGUGACAGUCGCUGUGGUGACCGUGGGCUCCAGGUUUAACCGCUCUCAAGUGGAGCGCAUGGUCAGUCCUCCUCUGGACCAGCACCUGGUUCACCUGGACCGGAUCCGACUGGACCAACAGGAGUAUGCCCAGAGGUUCCUCAGGGUGCUCCUGUCAGUGCUCAGUAAGCGUGUGAACUCAUAUCCUCCUCCCUCUCUCCUGAGCACUUGUGGACAGUUCCAGGGACAGACUGGACAGGGUCCUCUAAUCGUGGACGAGUUGGAGGUGUUUGAGGAGGAGCCAGAGCAUUUCCAGGAGCAGACAGGAACAGGCCAGUCGAUCAGGGGAGGCCAGGUGCAAACCCUGAGCAGACAAGUGGAGACAGGAGCGGGACAGGUACUGGUGGACCUGUCUCACGUCUGGGCCAGAGGAGACAGACAGAAGAACCAUGAAGAAAAGGUGGUCCUUCUAACUCAGACCGAGCUGCUGUCCAAAGACGUGUGUGUUCUGGGCCAGGACCCCGGCACUUGUGCCAAUUACUCCAUGAUGUGGUUCUUCGACUCGGUCCAGAGGGAAUGUUCCCGGUUCUGGUUCGGAGGCUGUGGAGGGAACGCCAACCGCUUCAGCACGCAGCAGGAGUGUGAGGCACUGUGUUUGGGUGCAAAAUAGAACCAGCAUCCCCAACAGAACUUUCCAAAACCAGUGAUUUGUCCCAGUUUUAGACAAGAAAUGUCAAAGGUGACCCUAUUUUUGACCAAUUUAAUACAUGCCAACACUGCAGAGGGGCACAUAUUGUUAUUUGUUCAGCUAAAACACAAAAAGGUAUGCUUUAAAAUUAAUAUAACCUCCUGAGA